Messenger RNA from Parnassius apollo (apollo), 408 nucleotides. The record is from the annotation of a GenBank genome assembly. Lineage: Eukaryota; Metazoa; Arthropoda; Insecta; Lepidoptera; Papilionidae.
AUGGCCGCGGCCUGGAGGUCACCAGGGCGCGACUGGAGCUGGCACUGGACGCGACAGAAUGCGGGCUGCGAGCCAAGCACAGGUGCUGCAAGACCACCUAGCGGUCUCCCGCAUCCUUCAUCCUCACCACAAGGCUUGUUGUCGGCUGGGUCUUCCCAUACUCAGCAAGCGAUACCCGCCGCUGGUGGAGCACAUCGCAUGGGUUGGUCGAAAAUAAUGAACGCAAACGCAUUGCGGGCGUACUUUAGGACAAACAUGGAAGAAACUGGAAAGUUGGCGUAUCGGGCUCGGGUGAUUGCUUUUUGCAGAGCUGAAGCCAUCACUAAUAUUGAUGAGAGACGAGUUCGGUACAUCCUGUCUCAACUUUUGGUGAGCCAAAGUCGACCACUACGAAGAGAGGCUUCCUAG